UCCCCUCCCUUCCAAGUCCCACCCCUCCACACCCUCCUUCCCCUGCAUUUAAACGUUGACAAUCAAUCCAAUUUACCUUCAAUAUCUUUUCCCCCACUCUCUAAUUCAUUCUUCAAUGGCUCUUGUCCUCUUCCUCCUCCUUACUCUUCUGCUCCCUUCAACCAAUGGCGAUUGGCCACCUUCACCUGGCUAUUGGCCAAGCUCUAAAUUUAGGACCAUGAACUUCUACAAAGGCUAUAGAAACCUCUGGGGUCCCCAGCAUCAAAAACAAGACCAAAAUGCGUUAACACUCUGGCUUGACAGUACCUCAGGAAGUGGGUUCAAAUCAGUUCGUCCAUUCCGAUCUGGUUAUUUUGGCGCCUCCAUUAAGCUCCAACCUGGUUACACUGCAGGGGUUAUAACAUCUCUCUACCUUUCCAACAAUGAAGCUCAUCCGGGUUUCCACGAUGAAGUGGAUAUCGAAUUUCUUGGGACAACAUUUGGGAAGCCAUAUACUUUGCAGACCAAUGUUUAUAUCAGAGGAAGUGGGGAUGGUAAAAUCAUUGGCAGAGAGAUGAAGUUUCAUCUCUGGUUUGAUCCCACUCAGCAUUUUCAUCACUAUGCUAUACUUUGGAGUCCUAAGGAGAUCAUAUUCCUUGUAGAUGAUGUGCCAAUAAGGAGGUACCCGAGAAAGAGUAGUGCAACAUUUCCCCUGAGGCCAAUGUGGGUGUACGGAUCGAUAUGGGAUGCCUCAUCAUGGGCCACAGAUGAUGGUAAAUACAGAGCCGAUUAUAGAUACCAACCCUUUGUUGCACAGUACACCAAUUUCAAAGCCAGUGGUUGCUCUGCCUAUUCCCCUUCUUGGUGCCGACCAGUCUCUGCCUCUCCUUUCAGGUCAGGUGGGCUAACCAGACAGCAAUACAGAGCAAUGAGAUGGGUUCAGAGCCACCACAUGGUCUAUGACUAUUGCAGAGACCCAAAGAGAGAUCAUUCUUUAACACCUGAAUGCUGGGGUUAAAAGUUAAAAUUAAAACCACCCAUCCAUAAUAAUUGUAAUUGUUACAUACAUUAUGGAUGGGAAAAAUGAAAAUCUAUUUAAUUACUAUAAAUUUUGUUUUGUGAGAGGGGUGUCUUGAGAUGGGGUCCCACUUUUGCAAAAAUUACUGUGAUGGAAUAUGGGUAUCUGAGCGUCCAAGACUUCCUCCAGGAAACCGAGAAAAAAACUCAAAUCAAACCUGUUUCUCCAUGUAUGUGUGUGUGUGUGUGUGUGUUUUCUUUCUUUUCUUUUCUUUUCUUUUCUUUUUUUUUUUUUUUUUUUAUGUUGUUCAAUUUUUGUUGUGACAUUGAAACUGGUGUACUUUGUGUGCUUUGGUGUAAAUUAGCAGUUCCAAACAGAAAGAGAAAUACAAUGAGAGAGCCAGAGAAAGAUAAAAAAAUAAUAAUAAAACAAAACAAAACAAAAAAGUGUGGGGAUGAAUGAUAUGAAGCCAAAAAAAGUCUGUUUUCAUGGGUGUUUGAGCAAAGUGUGUGUAAGGCACUUGCUGCUGUGUUCUUAUAUUUAUAAAUUAUUAUAAAUUUUUUUAUUUUUUUA
Ziziphus jujuba (common jujube) is the source of this 1570-nucleotide messenger RNA. RefSeq names its product probable xyloglucan endotransglucosylase/hydrolase protein 32. The record is from RefSeq and is a predicted model, not a curated record. The transcript is spliced from 4 exons. NCBI's taxonomy places the organism in Eukaryota, Viridiplantae, Streptophyta, Magnoliopsida, Rosales, Rhamnaceae. Gene Ontology annotation, biological process: cell wall biogenesis; xyloglucan metabolic process. Gene Ontology annotation, molecular function: hydrolase activity, hydrolyzing O-glycosyl compounds; xyloglucan:xyloglucosyl transferase activity. The coding region runs from base 116 to 997 and encodes 293 amino acids. Gene Ontology annotation, cellular component: cell wall; apoplast.